AGCUCGUCUCUCGCACCGUCUUUCUCUUCUUCGUUUCUUAUUUCUUGAACUUUUUUUUAUACCAAAACCUUUCAAAGCUCUGUAGAUGCUGCUUUAGAUCCAAAAUACUCAUCUAUUUAAUGCAGCUCUUAAUAAAAAAUCUGCUAUUUUUUUUUUUUUAGUUUCAGUAACGUGAUCCAUUUUGAGAGGAAAUGUUGGAGAUAACAUAGUUAGCAGAACUGAACUGACUUCCGAAGCAAUGGCCAACAACUUUACGGCUCUGCUGUGUCUUCUGUGCUGCCUGACUGUGACUCUGGCAGACAGUAAUGUGUCUUGCUACAGAAUUGAGCCGGGGACGAUAGCGGCCAUAAUCUUUGCAGAUUUGUUGCUGACUCUCAUCAUCGUGGUCGUAACCUACCGAUGUGCCAGUUUCCAGCGUAAGAAACUGGAUAAUGCUGACAAGGUUUACAUGAACGUUCGGGCCAACCUCAAGAACCCAAAUUAAAAAAGGUUUUAUCAAUCAUUAGCAGAGAGCGGUUGCACUCUGCUUUUCAAUGCAGCUAUAUUUAUCGCACCCUCCAUAAUUAUUGAUACUACAGUUCCAGACACCAGUUGUUGUCGUCGUUUUCAUUGCAGCUCGCAUCGAAGACAUGGACAAGUUCUGGCAAGCGGCUAUUUUCUUGGAGUUAUUUCCUGACUCAUGAAUAUUAAUACAUAUUCGGCCAUUUUAAAUUUUUCUCGUCUUUCCCAUGUCGAAUAGAAGUAGAGAGAAAUUUUAUUCAGUGUCACAUCAUGUCUGUACCUAAAGAAAACAGCCAAUUAAAAUGUUGUGAUACUCUGUCUAUGUAUAUAUAUAUUUUUAUAUAGAUAUAUAUAUAUAUAUAUAUAUAUAUAUAUA
Messenger RNA from Fundulus heteroclitus (mummichog), 877 nucleotides. It is a transcript of the gene hcst, whose product is annotated as hematopoietic cell signal transducer. Gene Ontology annotation, molecular function: signaling receptor binding; phosphatidylinositol 3-kinase binding. The record is from RefSeq and is a predicted model, not a curated record. Gene Ontology annotation, biological process: positive regulation of phosphatidylinositol 3-kinase/protein kinase B signal transduction; regulation of immune response. Gene Ontology annotation, cellular component: membrane. Lineage: Eukaryota; Metazoa; Chordata; Actinopteri; Cyprinodontiformes; Fundulidae. The transcript is spliced from 5 exons. The coding region runs from base 239 to 484 and encodes 81 amino acids.